Molecule: messenger RNA, 1417 nt
Organism: Carassius carassius (crucian carp)
Lineage: Eukaryota; Metazoa; Chordata; Actinopteri; Cypriniformes; Cyprinidae
Exons: 2
Coding region: 253-1356 (367 amino acids)
Biological process (GO): proteolysis
Molecular function (GO): aspartic-type endopeptidase activity
Source: RefSeq, a predicted model, not a curated record
GCCACCUGGGAAGCUGGCCGGCAACCCAGAAAUAGCCGACCUCCAGCCUCCAGAACACCAAGCCCAGGGAGCCGGGAGGGGGAACACUCUCGACGUGAUGCUUGGAAACUCAAGGCUGAACCCACAUCUAACAAGAAAAGUGCAGCCACGUCCGAAGCUGCAGAACUUCUGAGUAUACUGAGAGAGUUCCUUCAAAAGAAACCUCACAAGGAAGACAAGAAGGAUAAACCAGACACCGCAUGACUAAACCUUAUGCCUGGAACCAACACCACUCCCCACGUCUCCGCAACUGAUCCAAGCACACAGAACACUGUUUUUCAACCACUAACUAUUGAACUAGCUGUUGCAUCAUCAAACAAUAGCAACACCCACUCAGUCCAGCUUACGCCUGCAACUCCUGACCAAGAAAGCAUCAUCCCACACACUGACGUACCAGAAAGUGCUGUUUUGGUCAUCUGUACCCACAAGGCAACACACAAAACAUACCCUACCUGCUUAUCGAUCAACACACAAGCCCCAACACCAAAACUCCUGGGGAACCUGAUCGAGAAGGGAGUGGCUCGGAAACUCUACCUAACCAUCACUUUAGAAAAGGAAAUGAGACUCGAAGCCCUUGUGGACACAGGCUCAGACCUCACGUUGAUUUCGGCUCAACUAUUUGAUAAGCUCAAAUUUGAAGCUCAGAGACAGAAUCGAACUCUUAAUUUUCACACUUGCGAGCUGAAUGUGCAGUCAUACAGCCAAAAUGACAUCCAGCUCAGAAAUGUAGCUCCCAUCCACCUGACGAUCGGUCCUAUGAGUCUAGUACAUCCUAUUUAUGUCUCACCAAUGAACAAUUAUUCAUUUCUCAUCGGGAAAGACCUGCUAGAUCGCUUUGAGCCUUUACUAGACUUCAAACAGCUCAAAGUCUGGGCUCAAGUGCGAGAACCUCUUCCCCUCCAGCCACACAGGUCGCCGGUGCCAGACUGUCAGGUCACAGAGGUCACGGGAACUCCCACAGUGCCAGACUGUCAGGUCACAAAGGUCACGGGAACCCCAGCAGCCAGCCAUGGGUACCCAGCCUCAACAACGAACCAAGGCUCAAGUUCAAUCCUCUGCACCUUCAAGGCCACCAAAGACUCUGAUACCUACUGCCCCAAGGUCAAGACCGAACUGCAGCUGCAUGAUAUAACCACAGCGGACAGUAUUCUGGCCAUAUGGGCAGACAACUCAGCCAUUAGUCUCUCACUAUACAAUGCAAUCAUUGAGAAGACACCUGACCUCCCUUAUACCAGCAAGCGCACACGUUUCCCUUUGAACUCACACCCAUCCUCUAUGGUGUCUGCCAGAGGAAUCUGCGCUUUGCACGUGAAAUGAAAUUACCGAUGCCUGACUCAUUAUUUCCUGGUCCUUCCGGACCUGCCCCACGAUGUUUACA